Messenger RNA from Durusdinium trenchii, 681 nucleotides. The record is from the annotation of a GenBank genome assembly. NCBI's taxonomy places the organism in Eukaryota, Dinophyceae, Suessiales, Symbiodiniaceae.
AUGCCCCUGCUGCACCAGUUGGAGCUGGGCUACCAGCUGGGCUGGCCGCGGCGCAGCAGCUUCGCAGAGAUUCAGAUCGAUGAGGAAGGAAUACCCAGACAGGAAGGCGGAGUGCCUACUUGUUGCACCACCGGAGGUGUUGAGGGCUCAGGGCAGCCAUGCUUGCCCAAUUGCAGGUUGGAUCCUCGCUUCAUGAAAAGCAGUGCUCAAUUAGAGGCAGAGCGGAUUGCUGAGCAGGAGGCGAAGGAGCAUCGAUCUGGCCUCAGCCAGAGCCGCGAGGCUCGCGAGGCUGGCCGGAAUGGCCAGGCCGGCCAGGUCGGCCAGGCAGGUGAGGCGAGCUCCAGCCGCCGCGGACCUGGCCGAAGGCAGCGGAGGCAUGCCAAAGAAGAGCUGGCAGGUGAGGUGUCAAGGUUUUGGGGCCCUGAUGGCCAAUACAACCCCUAUGGCCAGUUCUUCCCUGCACCACCUGCACCGCCUCGGAAGCCAGGCUUCUGGCUUUGGCGUCAAUCAGAAGAGGCCUCCAAGAUGUCCUCACCGGAUCCACAAUACUUCGUCACUGAUUGGAUGAGACGCAUCAGCAACAUGAACUUCAAAGGCUGGGCGGCUGGUCCUGUAGAGAUCGAGCCGAAGGUGGUGGCAAAUGUCUCGAAGUGGCACCCGCCACCACCUUUGCCUCGAUGA